AUGCUUAUAAGUAAAGUUAUAUGUGUUGCUAUUGCGUUGGUAAUUGUAUGUGCCCAGAAUGCACCUCCGAGCAAUAGAGACAGGAGAAAUAUACAGAGAUUUUUGACGAAUGUCGGAGAUUUGUUCGGAUACGACGUCUUCAAGAGGCCUAGGAUAAUUAUCUCAAUUAACGCGCCUGCCCAAGCACCUGCUGCCCCAGCACCUGCUGCCCCAGCCCCUGCUGCCCCAGCCCCUGCUGCUCCAGCCCCAGCAGCUCCUGCUCCAGCAGCACCUGCUCCAGCAGCUCCUGCUCCAGCAGCUCCUGCUUCUCCAGCACCUCGUGCCCUUCCGGCUGCACCUCCGGCUCCCGCUGGCCCCCCACAGGUGCCUUCACUUCUCACUGACAGCGUAAGGAGGCAAUUCAGCAUCAACCUAAAUUGGGAUAGGAAUCGAUCCCCACCUCCGCAAGAUCCAGUUAUUAAUGCCGUACUCGUCUCUCCCCCUGGCUUGGUCACUUCUCCUGCAGCUCCUGCUGCGCCUGCUCCUGGGCCAGCUCCUGGGCCAGCUCCUGCGCCUGCUCCUGCACCAGCUCCUGCACCAGCUCCUGCACCAGCCCCUGCUCCAGCACCGGCACCCCCAGCAACACCAGUCCUUCCUGCCGCCCCUCCGAAACCUAGCAAGGUGAGCGACUACGACGAUCAGUCGGAAAGAUCUGAAGACUACGAAGACCGACCGAAACGUUUCUACAUUGAUCUCCCCGACUACAGUACGUCGAGGGAGGCGACAGGAACCAAGAGAGCAGCCAGCGGCGAUAUCCAACAAAAAUCUAGAGUGAUGUUCAAGAAGGAGUUCGACGAGUUCUGGGACAAAGCCCCCUGGACUGUCGAGCAUGGAUACAAAUACAUAGUACCUCAAGGAUCAACGAUUCUGCUUAAUAAGCCGAACGAAGUACCAGAGGAGCUGUCGAAGUACGAAGAGGCCACUUUACCAAAAGAUAACAAAGUACGUAGCUUAAAAGUGGUUCAUAACAUAAGGCUUUACAAAAAGCCUUAUAACGAUGCCUUGUCUGCGGCAUCCACCGCUGUUACUUACUUCCAAAAGCCGCCCGUGGGACAAAAUUUUGAUUACUUGGUCAAACAUAAGGCGGAGCCCUCGUAUCUCACUUCCAAGUACGUUAAUGCAGAGCUCCUUAAUUUUUAUAACCAAAAGUUUAGGGAGGAUGCUCAAAAUAAAAUUAAAGAAGUUAACGAGAGGCAGCAAGCUUUACCGCAAGGUCCAGAAGUUACUUAUCUUCACGAUUACAAUCCAGAAGAAUCGCCUCUCAAUUUAUAUGCGAGCCCGGAAGCAUCAAACAGAGAAUUUCCAAAAAGCAACCCUAUUAUUCAACCCUAUUCGCCUACGCUUCAGUUAUUUGUUAAUCCAGGAGUGUUAGCUGAAGAUGCUCAAGAGCAAAUCGAACAAGUUGGAAUUAGCAAUAAUGAAAAAGAAAGAAUAAACAACGAAAAAGAAGAGGUGAAAGAAGUACAAUUCGCUAACCAAAAAAAUGUAAGCGCGAAUGAUAAAGAGAAUGAAGAAACUGAGCAAGGACAAAAAGAAGACUACAGUGAAGAUUCUCAAUCUGAAAACCUUAGUGAUGACAAAGCAGACACCAGUGAAGAUACAGAAGAAGCCAUUGAAAAUGAUCAAAGGCAGAAAAUCGAAGAAAAUAAUGAAAAAGAAAAUUUUGAGGUAGAGCACUUGGAAGAUGCUCGUGAAAAUGAAGAGCAAGAAGAGUCUGAAGAACAAGAGUCUGAAGAACAGCAAAAUGGAGAUGCAACGGAUGAAGAUGCGGAAUAUAACUACGAGACUGGUAACUAUGAUACUGUAGACUUUGACAAAUUCAUAAAAGAUAAUUUUGAGGAAUACAAGACCCCAGACUAUGAUAAAAUUCGACAAGAAAUACAAGAAGAAGGCGAAGAGAGAGCAAACGAAUCCAAAGAAGCAGAAGAAGAUGAAGAAAUCAAUGAAGAAACUAAAGUCGAAAACGAGGAUGAAGAAAAAGCAAAAAUUGAAAAACUCAAAGAACAACACGAUAAAGAAUUUCACCUUGUUUUUCCAAAAUUAGGAGCAGGAACAGAAUACGAAAAUUUUUACGAUAGUUUCCAAGACGUUGACAAUGACCAUGAAGCCUCAAAAGAAAACGUUAAGGAAAAAGCCUCAAAAGAAUACGUUAGGGAAAAAACCUCCGAGAGUAUCGAGGAAGCAAUUAAGGAGAAAGGCCCCAAAAAAUUUGAUUUCUACCCAAAAAAAUUCCAAGAAAUCGACGGUACGUUUAAAAAAUUAAAAAAAGUCCAUCCAAAAGAUACGAAGUCCCAGAAAGAUAGUGUUGACAAUUUCGACAUUCAAAACAGAUAUAAAUCUGCAAAACAAGACUUUGCCAAACAUCUAACCUCAUCCUUAGAGCAAAAUCCUCGCACAAAAUCCGAACACCCCGCUGACAGUUUUCGAAAUGAAGAUUCCCACGAAGCAACCGAGAAAACUGUAGUACAACCCUUGUACACUGGAGUUUGGAACAUAGGAGCUCUCCAAGAGCUUUAUAAAUCUGAUAAACCUGUGACGAUUCCCUUUGAUCACGAAUAUGGAGCAUCUGAGAAAGUUAAAGCAAGAACGAAAAGAGAAGCCGACGAAUCUUCAGAUGAAUUGAAGCAAUUCGAGACAAAUAACGAUUAUAUUCCUGAUAAAUACACCGAGGAGUUUACUUACAAGGCACCUGAACCUGUAGCUUACGAUUAUGCAAAACUCGAAGCUAAAACAUACGAGGAUGACGAUAAGUUUUCUCCAAAUGCUAGGGUUGUCAGUAAAGAACACGGUCAAAAAAAAACAUAUGUUAAAAUUGAUAAACCAUCUACUGUUUUGAUUAAUGGGAAAUAAUUAUAGCUAUGCUCAUUAACAUCAAUUGUACUUUAGUUAGGCUUUAUUAUAUAAUAGAAGUAAACACUUUUUGUGAUGAACGAUUGGAAAUUCUUUAUUUGUUUUAGUAACUUAUUUAUUUCGCGCUUAUUAACUAUUACUCAAUAGAACGUUACGGUAGUGAUUUUAUUAUUAGAUAAUGUCAAUCGCAAGAUUUUAUUUUGUAUUU
Molecule: messenger RNA, 3097 nt
Organism: Leptinotarsa decemlineata (Colorado potato beetle)
Lineage: Eukaryota; Metazoa; Arthropoda; Insecta; Coleoptera; Chrysomelidae
Source: RefSeq, a predicted model, not a curated record